Molecule: messenger RNA, 603 nt
Organism: Haliotis rubra (blacklip abalone)
Lineage: Eukaryota; Metazoa; Mollusca; Gastropoda; Lepetellida; Haliotidae
Product: acetylcholine receptor subunit alpha-like 1
Exons: 1
Coding region: 1-603 (200 amino acids)
Biological process (GO): monoatomic ion transport
Cellular component (GO): membrane
Source: RefSeq, a predicted model, not a curated record
AUGUUGACAACGUCCUCCGCCAAGAGAGUAACCCUUGGCGAACACAGACCCAAGAGUGGAGUGACUGUAUCGCUGACCCUGCGACGUCAUGGCGGUUACUAUAUCUUCAGUCUGAUACUGCCUCUGUUUAUUGUUGCUGGCGCCAAUCCUUGUGUGAUCCUGGUCAAGUCCAAUAGCGGGGAGAAGACGUCAACAGCUGUCACCCUCUUCCUGUCCUUCACGAUCUUCAUCACCCUCCUCGCUGAUCUGCUACCACAGUCGUCCCGGGGCAUUCCCGUCUUCAUAGUCCUCGUCUACAUGCAGUUCCUGUUCAGUUCAGGGAUCGUGGCGUACUGCAUUGUUUCACAACGGCUAAGUCAGAGAGACAAGCACAACGGACUGACGCGGAUCCUGGCACUUGUCCUCCUGAAGACAGGAAGGAAGAAGGCUGUACAGCCAUCCACUACGACAGACGCUGGUGAUGGUGGCUCGGAACGUGACCCGGAGGAGUUUACCGACUUUCCUCAACUGGCGGAUAAACUGGACAGUGUCGUAUUUUACGUAUGCACGGCUGACGCCAUUCUGGUUAUGAACUUCACCCUUCUGUCUCUCCUCGUUACAUGA